AAACGUCUGUUGAACUUACAUAUAUACAACUCUCUUUCUCUAUAAACGUGAACUUAUGUAUUCAGAACAGUACAAGUCUGAUCUAACUUUAGAAAUUGAUUUUGUAUCCAAAUAGCGCUACUACAAAGUAGAUAAUUUAUAUAUAUCUAAAAAUAAUAGUUUAUGCAUUAAACCAAUUGAAGAAAGGAAAUAUGCAAACAGUGCGAUUGUUAUCGGGGUAUGACAUGCCCACUGUGGGUUUGGGUACAUGGCAGGCUAAACCUGAAGAAAUUGAAAAAGUUGUGAUAGCUGCUCUAGAUGCUGGCUAUAGACACAUUGAUACUGCAUUUAAUUAUAAUAAUGAAGAAGCAAUAGGAGCAGUAUUAAAAGAAUGGUUUAGAAAAGGUGGAAAGCGCGAAGAUCUUUUUAUUACUUCAAAGUUACCUAAUUUUGGUAAUCGACCAUCAGAUGUAGAGAAGUUUAUUAAUUUAUCACUGAAAAGACUUGGUUUGGAUUAUUUGGAUAUGUAUUUAAUCCACAUGCCUUUUGCCUUUAAAUUAGAUGAAAGUACUUGUACCUCAGCGAUUAAUGAAGAUGGAAGUUUUAUGUUGGAUCUUGAUACAGAUCCUGUUUCAGUGUGGAAGGAAAUGGAAGAACAAGUAAGAAAAGGUCGUACAAAGUCUAUAGGUUUAAGUAACUUUAAUGAAAAACAAAUUUUAAAUAUAUGGGAGAAUGCACAAAUUAAGCCAAGUAACUUACAAGUGGAAUUACAUGCAUAUCUGCAACAAAAUUCGCUACGGCAAUUGUGUCAAACGCACAAUAUCAUUAUAACAGCCUACAGCCCCUUGGGGUCACCAGGAGCUAAAACGCAUUUUCAAACGAAAUAUAAUCAUAAUGUUGAAGACUUUCCAGAUGUUCUGGGACAUCCAAUAGUACAAAAAAUAAGCACAGAACAUAAACGAUCACCAGCACAAGUUUUACUACGUUACUCAUUACAAUUAAAUGUUGUUGUAAUUCCAAAAAGUAAAUCUCCCGAGAGAGUUAAGGCAAAUAUUGAUUUAUUUAGUUUUUCAUUAAAUGAAGAAGAAAUGAAAAUUUUGAGUACCUUAGACAAAGGUGUACGUGGAAGAAUUUUUAAUUUCUUGUUUUUUAAGGGGGUCGAGAAUCAUCCACAUUAUCCAUUCAAGGAUGAAUUACAGUCCUAAAUAAAAAAAAAGAUUAUUAAGGUGUAGUUCGAAUUGUAAUCUGUACAACAUUUUACGUUGCAUACGAUGCUGAAGUUCUCCACGUCGUAUCAUUGUGUGUAUAACUUUGUAAAUAGCACGUUCUGGAUAUGCUUGUUUUACAAAAUCUUUAACAAUAUUUUGCUCUGACACUUG
Bombus huntii is the source of this 1358-nucleotide messenger RNA. RefSeq names its product aldo-keto reductase family 1 member A1-like. Gene Ontology annotation, molecular function: aldose reductase (NADPH) activity. The coding region runs from base 192 to 1184 and encodes 330 amino acids. Gene Ontology annotation, cellular component: cytosol. The record is from RefSeq and is a predicted model, not a curated record. NCBI's taxonomy places the organism in Eukaryota, Metazoa, Arthropoda, Insecta, Hymenoptera, Apidae. The transcript is spliced from 8 exons.